Molecule: messenger RNA, 1348 nt
Organism: Suillus fuscotomentosus
Lineage: Eukaryota; Fungi; Basidiomycota; Agaricomycetes; Boletales; Suillaceae
Exons: 7
Coding region: 233-1153 (306 amino acids)
Source: RefSeq, a predicted model, not a curated record
UGAUUGCCGCAAGUGUCAAUCCCUGUCAAUAAUGCCAGUUUGACUGAACAGCGAGAAACCUCAAAGGAGCCACAGUGACACGAGGCAGCAUUGCAAGUCGGUCAUUCCCAUUACACGCUAAUUCCUUCUGGGACCUGCAAGACAUUGGGAAAUUGAAGGAUUCUGGCAGCUUGCGCAUUACCACAUCGGAGAGGCACUCCUCUCCUGAAGUCUUUUAUCUUAGUUUGCUUUCAUGUCUCUCAAACUACCAGCCGAAAUUAUCGAUGUCGACGCUCUCCUAUCAGAUGAGGACGAACCAGCUGAUGCGAUUCAGUUCGUAGGGUACGGCCCGGGGGGAAACUCACAAUACACGAACACCACGGGUCGGAUGACAACUAUCAAGAAUGAACCAGUCGCUUCCUCGUCCCGCUUGCCUCCGCCUCCAGGACCCAAUUUGCAAUUCAAAGACAGUCACACAUUAUUCACCUACGCGCGUCCAGGGCUCUUUGAAGUUGUUGAAGAAGAAAAGAGGAAAAGAAUGGCGAUGGAACGCGUCGGAGAACCACCUUUGAAGAAACGUGCAACAAGUUCCACCAUCGCAAAUGCAAAUGCGCCCAGUCGACAAAAGGAAAAACGCAAGCAGCCGUUUGGGUGGAAGGGGCCGGAAAUCAUAGAUUUGUUGAUUUGUAGCAGCGACGAUGACAUCCUUGUAAAGAAACCUAGACUCGAAUCCGAUGAAAACCACUUGUUUUCCGACCGCAUGACUGAUAUCUACGCGAAUGAUGAUAGCAAUCAAACGGACUGCAGUAACGAUAUGCAUGACCCGAACGAUUUCCUCCCUCGGACAAAUGCACUGCCGUCUCUAUCUCGACCACUAUCAUCUGAAGACUCUGGAUAUGAUUCUGAAGAGGAGUACGCGAAUUAUAUGGCUUCUCUCGACAUUUCGGACGAGUCCAAAUGGAAUCCGAUGCCCUUAAGCAACAAGGCCGAAGAUCUUUCGCCCAAUUUGAAGCUUGAGGUUGACCCGGCACGUCCACGACCUGGGGAACUGCGGCCGUUACGUCCGAAGUACUUCGCCGUACACUAUCCAGUUACCCCCUUAGAUCCAAUAUACAAGGAGCAAUUUUUUUGGGGAAAACUAAAUUCAGUGCCAGUUUCCGACCGCGCGCACUAAAACCACCUGCCCGACUUCGCUUCGCUAGGCAUUUACCGGGACGCACGCGCCCUCUCAAACUAUUUCAAGAUCUUGCUUACGAGAAGUUGGGUGUUGUGCAAUCGCAUCGUCAGGCAGCAUCAGGGUCUAUAAAUAAGAUUGUUCAAGUUCCAGGAGCUAUUGUAGCGUGUGCGGCAGCAUCGGGUGGGCAUCCUG